CUCAUUGCAAAAUGGCUGCGCCCAUGAAAAAUAAAAUGUUGAUUUCUUCAAAAUUUCUUGUUUUAUUGCUCAUUAUUGGUCUCCUCAGUAUUACUGCAUGCGGUGAAGAUGAUCAGAGUUCAUGUAGCAAACCAGAUGGUGCAACUGGUGAUGAAAAAUCGUGCGGUUGUGGUGCUUUGAAUCGGAAAAACGUUGAAAAAUCGGGGGAGAAUCUGAACCAAGAUGGCGACGAUUCGUCUGCUGCAGCAGUUGAAGAUGAAGAUGUUGAGCAGGGAGAAGCAGACCAUGACAAAGUGAAAUACAGUGGAGCUAAAAAUAGUCCAGUGUUCCGUAGAACGAAUCAAAUGGUGUUAAUCAACGGUGGGGAGUUUUUAAUGGGAACAGACAAGCCUCUGUUUCCACAGGAUGGUGAGGGGCCAGCAAGAAGAACAAAAAUAGGCUCUUUCUAUGUGGACAUUCAUGAAGUCAGCAAUGCAGAAUUUCAGCUAUUCACUAAGGACACUGGUUAUGUUACUGAGGCAGAAAAGUUUGGCGACUCUUUUGUUCUUGAAGCUUUUAUCAGUCCAGAAGUACUGAAGGGAAUAUCACAAGCAGUUGCCGCUGCACCUUGGUGGUUACCGGUCAAACAAGCAGACUGGAAACAUCCCGAAGGACCAGACACGGACAUCAAAAAUAGAAUGGAUCACCCUGUGAUACAUGUUUCAUGGAAUGAUGCUGUGGCAUAUUGUGAUUGGGCAGGCAAGCGACUACCAACUGAAGCUGAAUUUGAAUAUGUCUGCAAAGGAGGCUUGACUGAAAGGUUGUACCCGUGGGGUAACAAGGAGAUGCCUAAGAACCAACAUUGGAUGAACAUCUGGCAUGGAGACUUCCCAGGAAACAAUACAAAAGAUGAUGGAUAUGCUACAACAGCUCCUGUGACUUCCUACCCUCCCCAAAACAAGUUUGGCGUGAAAAACAUCAUUGGAAAUGCUUGGGAGUGGACAUCCGAUUGGUGGGAAGUACAUCACAGUACGGAGCUUCAGAAAAAUCCUCAUGGCCCAAAAAGUGGAAAAGAUAAAGUCAAAAAAGGAGGAUCUUAUAUGUGUACAAAAAAGUACUGUUACCGUUAUCGCUGCUCAGCCAGGAGCCAAAAUACGCCAGACAGUUCAGCUUCUAACCUUGGAUUUAGAUGUGCUAGUAAUACUCUACCGGAUCACCUAUCUGAUUCCAAUGAAGUAUGAUCAUUCCAAUGGCAACUUCAUGGAAUUUUGUAUAGGCCUACACAUAAGAAUAAUUCUCUCCAGAAUGAUUUAUUCAAUGACUUGAUUUGAACUUUUGAUAUCAAUCGAUAUGCUAGACACCAAAACUGAAUAUUAUCCUUGGGCUGAGAGAAAAUCAUGUGAACUGAAAUUGUUUUAUUGGCAGCUCGGUUGGUUCAACCUUGGACAUGUUUUUGUUGCUCUUACACUUAGGUUUCUGCUGCAUUUACGUCAAGACAGCUGUCACCAGUUCAGUGUUUUAUCCACUUCUAUUGCAGUGAAGGACAAUCUGACUAAAUAUCAAAAUUAGACAGACACAGUACAUUAAAUUUGUUGGCAUAUAUUGUAAGAAGUUGAGGGGCAGUCCCAACUAACAUGUAUGUGCUUGUGUCUGGUGCCUUGGCUAUACAUUAAAAAAUCAUUUCUGUCAAUCUGUGAUAUCUCUGAAAUAAAAUUGAACA
This is a messenger RNA of Lineus longissimus, 1699 nucleotides long. Its product is annotated as formylglycine-generating enzyme-like. Gene Ontology annotation, cellular component: endoplasmic reticulum. NCBI's taxonomy places the organism in Eukaryota, Metazoa, Nemertea, Pilidiophora, Heteronemertea, Lineidae. The record is from RefSeq and is a predicted model, not a curated record. The transcript has 7 exons. The coding region runs from base 12 to 1220 and encodes 402 amino acids.